UCUUUCUGCCCUCAGACUUUUAGGUUGAAGCUGAAGUUAGGGAAGCCUACUGUAGGCUCAUCCUACUAGGGCAUGUAGACAGGACUUGACUGUUCAGGUGGCAGCCAAGGUCUAGUUCAAUUGACAUAAAACUUAUUGAAGGAACUGACUUUAUCAAGAAGAUCCAGAGGCUUAUUGUGAGCUGCUGAAUAUGAAGAAAAUAGGGUUUUAUACAUGUGCAAUUUGAUUAUGACCUACUGCUAAAGAAGUGCCUCACCUAGCCUCAUAUUCUUCUGUGAUACUAUCCCAUCUGGUCGAACACUGAACAGAGAUCAUGGAGAAGGGCUCUGUAUUCAUUGUAUUGUGUGUGUUUUUACACGCGAUGGUGGUAUUUGGACAGCUGACAGAAAAGCUUAUUUCGAACCCUUGCACCUCCAAGGACACUUGUCAUGAGUGCAUUCAGACACCAACAUGUGCAUGGUGCAGUCAACCUAACUUCACAAGUCCUGAUGGUUCCCCAAUUCCUCGAUGCAACCAGCAGAAUCGCUACCUAGACUCUCAGUUGCAAGCAAGAUGUGAUCCUGCCCACAUCAUCAACCCAAGCAAUCACUAUGAGGCGAUAUAUGACUAUGAGCUGAGUAAGAAGGCACACUCUGGAAAAGAAGCCAUCCAGAUCCGUCCUCAAAGAGUUUCACUUCAAUGUAGAGUUAAGGAAGCGUAUGAUUUGAGUCUUUGGUACGCUCAAGCAGAGGACUACCCUGUAGAUCUCUAUUAUCUAAUGGACUUGUCAAAGUCUAUGGAAGAUGACAAGGAGAAAUUGUCAGAACUUGCCAUCCUCUUGGCAAAGGAAAUGGAGAAAAUCACUUCAAAUUUCAAGCUUGGAUUUGGCUCUUUUGUCGACAAGGUUGUCAUGCCUUAUGUCAGCACAGUUCCUGCUAAAUUGCAGGCUCCAUGUGAUGGUUGUGCUGCCCCAUAUGGAUUCAAAAACCACAUGACCCUAGGUACAGACAGCUCCCAAUUUGCUCAUGAAGUGCGAAGUGCAAACAUAUCUGGAAAUCUGGAUGCUCCAGAGGGUGGCUUUGAUGCCAUCAUGCAAGCCAUUGUUUGCAAGAACACGAUUGGUUGGAGAGAUCGUGCUCGCAGACUUCUUGUCUUCUCUACUGAUGCCAGCUUUCAUUUUGCUGGUGAUGGAAAGCUUGGAGGAAUCAUUACUCCCAAUGAUGGACAAUGCCAUUUGGAUCACAGAGGAGCAUACACCCACUCGCUUCUUUUAGAUUACCCUUCUGUUUCUCAAAUCAAUCAGAAAGUGAAGGAGAAUUCUAUCAAUAUCAUCUUUGCUGUCACAGAUCAGCAGAGAUAUGUUUAUGAUAAAUUGAGUGAGACUGUUGAAGGAGCUUCAUCAGGGACACUCUCACAAGACUCCUCCAAUGUUGUGGAACUCAUUAAGGACCAAUAUAAUCAAAUCACAUCAUCUGUGGAGAUGAAGGACAAUGCUACAAGCAAUGUUCAGAUCACUUAUUUCUCUCGAUGUUUGGAUGAAGGUGGACCCCUGAAACAAACCAAUCGUUGUGAUGGCCUGAAAGUUGGCACCAAGGUCCAAUUCACAGUUCGAAUUGAAGUCCUGAGCUGUCCACCAAAUCCACGGGAUUGGAUGCAGUAUAUUCAGAUCUACCCAGUAGGGAUCAAUGAGUCCCUGAUAGUGGAACUGAAGAUGAUCUGUGAUUGUGACUGCGAAAAGCCAGGCAAUCCUGGGUACAAGCCUCCAUCCCUUGCUACUGAAUGCAAUCAUCAUGGAAGCCUCCAGUGUGGGAAAUGCGUGUGUGACGACUCCCACUUUGGACGGUUCUGUGAGUGUGAUCUGAACACAGAUGACUUCUAUGAUAAUCAAAGUGGAUGCCGGCCUGGUAACUCCACAGACAUCCUGUGCUCUAACCGAGGGAAUUGUGUCUGUGGAGUAUGUGAAUGCUUCAAGAGACCAAAUCAAGAUGAGGUAAUAUCUGGGCCAUACUGCGAGUGUGACAACUUCUCUUGUGAUCGCCAUAAUGGGCUCCUCUGCAGUGGACCAGAACACGGGGAAUGCCUUUGUGGGGAAUGUAAAUGUAAAGGAAAUUGGAUUGGGCCAGCAUGUGGAUGCUUGAACACAACUGAUUCAUGCUACCCACGUGAUGGAGGAGAGAUGUGUUCUGGAAAGGGUGAAUGCAUUUGUGGAGCCUGUGAAUGCAUUGAAACUGAAGUUGGCCGUUACUCUGGAAAAUUCUGCCAGGAAUGCCCUACUUGUCCUGGGCGUUGUGAGGAGUUGAAACCAUGUGUCCAGUGCAAAACCUUCAAAUCAGGAGAGCUUUCUGAAGAAGAAUGUGAUGCCUGUCCUUUUGUCCCAGUUGAAGUGGAUGUUGCUCAGGAGGAGAAUCCCGAUGAGAGGUUGUGCACAUUCACUGAUGUUGACGAAUGUCGUUUUUACUUCGUCUAUGGCUACAGUGAUGACACCAAUGAACUCAUUGUCCGAGUUCAGCGCACUAAGGACUGUCCCCCUGUCAUUGAUAUCCUUGGAAUUGUCUUGGGAGUCAUUGGAGCAAUAGUGGCACUUGGAGUGGCUGUCCUAUUGCUAUGGAAAAUCCUCACUACCAUUCAUGACCGACGGGAGUUUGCAAAGUUUGAGAAAGAACGAAUGCUUGCCAAGUGGGACACGGGUGAGAAUCCUAUCUUCAAGCCCUCAACAUCAACCUUCAAGAAUCCUACAUAUGGGGGGAAGUAGAGAGUUAACAGUCCUCUACGUAAAGAAUCUCAGGUGCAUCUCAUGGACAUGUCAGGUGUGCCAUAUUAAAAGGGUUUGAGGAGUUGAAAAAUCAUAACUCUGAAGUCAUCCUGCAAUGUGUGGUGCUCAUCUGCAAGCUUCCUCUUCCUAAGUGAUCAAGUACCUGCUGGUGUUUUCCUGAUUUCUGGUACUUGUGAGGAAGCUUCUUUGUCCAAUUUUUUUUCUGAUGGAUUUUUUAGACUUAAUCACAAAGUGACACUGGUGUUCUGUAAUUACACAAACUAAACAUCAGAGAUAGGAGAUCUCCUUGGCAUGAAGCACUGUGGAUUUCAGCUCUGCAUAAGUUGUCUUCCAGCUACUUCAUAUGUUGAACUCAAAAUUCAGACAAUUUAUGGGCUUAAAAUAUGUUAAUACUGGUAAGCUGCAAAUUUGAUUCAUGCUUAUUCUUUGAUGUGAUCUCUAUUGCUUGAGUGCUUGUGUAUGAAAUAGCUUGUCUUCUUAAGCCAGUUACCACUACUUUCAUAAGUAGUAGCAUUCACAAUCAUCCGUCUUGUGCCAGUAUAGUCUCAAACAUCUUAAACAUGCACAGCGCUAUACAGUCUUUCGUCUUUUGCAUUUCCUACUGCCAUACUCAGUGAAGCGUCCAGUCUUCCUCUUCAAGGACUUUUCCUUUGUCAUUAAUUUAUUCACUUGGUAGACUAUGUGAAUUCCUUGUUGUCACUCCUAAUCAGGAUGAAUGAAGACUUUGUUCAAUGAAACCUAAAUA
Darwinula stevensoni is the source of this 3497-nucleotide messenger RNA. The record is from the annotation of a GenBank genome assembly. NCBI's taxonomy places the organism in Eukaryota, Metazoa, Arthropoda, Ostracoda, Podocopida, Darwinulidae.